GCCCAGGGCAUUGGUUUUAAUCUAAAUAGUUGAAUAUAAAGUGUGCGAAAAUUCGUUGGUUCUCUCUCUCUCUCUCUCAGCUUCGUCAGAGUCAGCCGGCGGGAACGCAUUGAGAAUUUGAGAUCGUUUCUGAAUUUCAAUUUGUUGUGGUGUCAUAUUACAGGAACUUUGAGAUACAAUGUCUGUGGUUGAUGAGCCCCUGUAUCCAAUUGCUGUUCUCAUAGAUGAGCUAAAAAAUGAUGACAUCCAGCUAAGGCUGAAAUCAAUCCGUAGACUAUCGACAAUUGCUCGUGCUCUUGGGGAGGAGCGAACCCGGAAGGAAUUAAUUCCAUUAUUGAGUGAAAACAAUGAUGAUGAUGAUGAGGUUCUUCUCACAAUGGCAGAGGAGUUGGGAGUGUUCAUCCCCUAUGUUGGGGGAGUAGAGCAUGCCCAUGUUUUGCUUCCACCUUUGGAAACCCUUUGUACUGUGGAGGAAACAUGUGUGAGAGAUAAAGCUGUGGAAUCCUUGUGUAGGAUUGGAUCCCAGAUGAAGGAGAGUGACUUGGUUGACUGGUUCAUUCCUCUGGUCAAGAGACUGGCCGCUGGAGAAUGGUUUACGGCUCGAGUUUCUGCAUGUGGACUAUUUCAUAUUGCUUAUCCAAGUGCCUCUGAUAUGUUAAAAACAGAAUUGCAUUCAAUAUACAGCCAACUUUGUCAAGAUGAUAUGCCCAUGGUUAGAAGGUCUGCAGCCUCAAAUCUAGGGAAAUUUGCUGCAACUGUUGAACCUGCUCAUUUGAAGACUGACAUCAUGUCAAUAUUUGAGGAUCUUACCCAGGAUGAUCAGGAUUCUGUUCGUUUAUUGGCUGUUGAGGGUUGUGCUGCUCUUGGAAAGCUGUUGGAGCCCCAGGAUUGUAUUGCACAUAUUCUCCCUGUUAUUGUCAACUUCUCUCAGGACAAAUCUUGGCGUGUACGCCACAUGGUUGCAAAUCAAUUAUGUAAACUUUGUGAAGCUAUGGGGCCUGAACCUACUAGGACUGACUUGGUUCCUGCAUAUGUACGCUUGCUUCGUGACAAUGAGGCUGAAGUACGUAUAGCAGCUGCUGGCAAAGUAACCAAGUUCUGCUGCAUUUUAAAUCCGGAACUUGCUAUUCAGCAUAUUCUCCCCUGUGUAAAGGAACUUUCAUCAGAUUCUUCCCAGCAUGUCCGGUCUGCUUUGGCUUCAGUUAUAAUGGAAAUGGCUCCUGUCCUGGGGAAGGAUGCUACCAUUGAGCAGCUUCUUCCAAUUUUUCUUUCCCUUUUGAAGGAUGAUUUUCCUGAUGUGCGCCUCAACAUAAUCAGCAAGCUUGAUCAAGUGAAUCCGGUUAUUGGAAUUGAUCUACUUUCCCAGUCAUUAUUGCCGGCCAUUGUUGAGCUUGCAGAGGAUAGACAUUGGAGAGUUCGGCUUGCAAUCAUAGAGUACAUACCUUUAUUGGCUAGUCAGUUGGGUGUUGGGUUCUUUGAUGAUAAACUUGGGGCUCUUUGCAUGCAGUGGCUACAGGAUAAGGUUUACUCAAUUCGUGAUGCUGCUGCAAAUAAUUUAAAGCGGCUCACUGAAGAGUUUGGUUCAGAGUGGGCAAUGCAGCACGUAAUUCCACAGGUCUUGGAGAUGAGUAACAAUCCUCAGUAUUUGUACCGAAUGACUAUUUUACGUGCUGUCUCACUCCUUGCAUCUGUAAUGGGCUCAGAAAUUACAUGUUCUAAACUGCUGCCACUGCUCAUCAUCGCAUCAAAAGACAGGGUACCGAACAUUAAGUUCAAUGUGGCAAAGAUUCUGAUGUCCCUCAUUCCCAUAGUUGAUCAAUCUGUAGUGGAGAAGACCAUCCGGCCCUGUUUGGUUGAACUGAGUGAGGAUCCAGAUGUUGAUGUCCGGUUUUUUGCCAACCAAGCAAUUCAGGCAAUCUAGCACUUCAGGCUAGACGCCUUUUAUACACACGGCUGAACUUACAAAUUAUGAGUAUGACCAUUUUGCUGGAGGCGCCAUAUUUCUGUACAUCAGGUUAGUUCCCUUUCCCUUAAUACUUCCACUGUUCUAGGGCACUUUUUACACUUAUGAGCCUGUGACUAAAAUGUAACUGCCAUUUUGGCUUUUAAUUUUAAGUGCUUUUGCCAAUAGUGUGCUUGAUAAACCUGUCCAUGUAUUUUCCCCCCUAUAUUUUCUUUAUUUAAUUCCCAUUAUAAAAAUAAAAAAUGGCAUUUUUUGUUUCAAGAUUUCCAUACUGCUUGGUUUCCUUCUGCAAGACUGGUUGGAGUCCUUAAAAGGGAGGUUCGGUGGAUUUUUAGCCUCCCUGUAAAUAAGGGAGCAUGUCUUUCCAGAUUUGGCUGGAAUUUAUGUAUUUUAUAAUUGGGGAUAUAUUGGGAUUUGUGAUCUAUAUUCUCGUGAUGAAAUGGAUGAUAGUGAAAUGUAUAUCUAUGGGGUGGAGUUCAAUUGUUAUGAGAUAAUAGAUAAAACAAAAAAACUUCCACAA
Hevea brasiliensis (rubber tree) is the source of this 2483-nucleotide messenger RNA. Its product is annotated as serine/threonine-protein phosphatase 2A 65 kDa regulatory subunit A beta isoform. Lineage: Eukaryota; Viridiplantae; Streptophyta; Magnoliopsida; Malpighiales; Euphorbiaceae. The record is from RefSeq and is a predicted model, not a curated record. Gene Ontology annotation, cellular component: cytoplasm; protein phosphatase type 2A complex. Gene Ontology annotation, biological process: protein dephosphorylation. The transcript is spliced from 13 exons. Gene Ontology annotation, molecular function: protein binding; protein phosphatase regulator activity. Bases 179 to 1921 code for a protein of 580 amino acids.